CAUUUUGUGUGCGCUGGAAACAGAGCUUUCGUCUUCUUCGCUACUAUUUUCUAAUCAAUCAUCCAUGGCCGAGAUUGAAUUGAAGACUGCACCUGGUGACUAUCGUUUCCCAACAACAAACCAAAGCAGACACUGUUUCACACGCUAUGUAGAGUUUCACAGAUGUGUUGCAGCAAAGGGUGAUGAUGCUUCAGAAUGUGACAAGUUUGCUAAAUUCUAUCGUUCUCUUUGCCCUGGUGAAUGGGUUGACAGAUGGAAUGAACAGAGGGAGAAUGGGGUAUUUCCAGGGCCUCUGUGAUAUCCGAAUAUCAUCAUCAUCAUCAUCAUCAUCAGAUAUUUGGGCAUCUUUUGAAUUUGUCUUCUGUUGUGUUUGUGUUUGUAAGAUUUUUUGGCUAAUAAGAUAUAUUUCAUGGACAAAAGGCAUGAUUGACUGUUAUUUUUUACUGACGUUUCUUGAUCAUGUGGAUCCUUCAAGAUAUACUAUUUAUGUUGCUUUUUUCAU
Lactuca virosa is the source of this 502-nucleotide messenger RNA. Lineage: Eukaryota; Viridiplantae; Streptophyta; Magnoliopsida; Asterales; Asteraceae. The record is from the annotation of a GenBank genome assembly.